UGUGCGCAGGCGCGGAGAUGGACAUGGCGGUUCGCGGCGGGAGCAGUCGGUGCUGGAGCCGCCCUGGAGUUUCACUCACCAUCGUCAGCGGAUUACUGUAGCAGAAAGUCAUGGCUCAGAAACAACCCUUGCUGGCUCUUCAUCAAGUCCUGGAGAAAUGUUUCCAUGUUAUUGAGCAGCAACAGAAUUUGUGGGAAAGUGCACUGACGGAAUGUAUCCCAAUCCUGAGUUCACUGAGUAACUUGGCAGAGCAACUGCAAGCAUGCAACAAAGUUGUGUUUAUGAAUACUCCCUUUCGAGAGUUCCCUGAUCUACAAAACCGUCUGAAAUACAAACUCACCCAGGCUAUCACAAUCAACUUGGAAACCCUUGGUGAGAAAAUGAGUGUAAUGAAAAAGGUACGGGACACAGCCACUAAUCAAGUGACAAUGUGCUUCCAAAUGUACGAGAAACAUGCUGACACCAUUGGGUUGCCUGCAGUUCUUGAGCGUUCAUGUCUCUGUCCAUCUGUAGCAGAUAUGUUGGAGUGGCUUCAGGAUGUCCAGCGGUUUUACAGAAGGCAAUAUCUAUCCAGGAUGCUCUUACUUAAAAAUAUCAGCCCUGCCAAUCUAGCAAAUCUUCAGGCUCUCCUGCAAUCUUGGAGCAGUGUCUCAGAGCAGAUGGAUCAGGACUUGGUUACAGAUACUUUACUAAAAGUAACAUACUUCAUGGAAACUUGCCACAGCUCCAAGAAAGGCUCUUCACCAGAACUGUCACAAGUCUGAUUUCUACUUGAAGCCAUUUGAUCUGAUGAAAGUGGUGGUUCACUACAUCCCGAUAUGGAAUGUAGUUUAAGGGUAACAUGGCCCAACCCUUGCAGACUAUGAACUCGGCCUAACUGGUUCUCAAGUAUAGACUUCUUAGUAUUUCUAUGUCAGUUUUUUUUUAAGAUGUAUCCUUUUGAAUUAAGGUGCAGAUGGAGUCCUGAUCCAUCAUUUAUGGAGCUGCAGCAGAAAUUUGUCCAUGAUUUCCAACUUGGAAGUAUCGCAUCUAGCCACACAGUUUCACAGAAAGUGACUCCACAAUGGAGUGGGAAGUUGUCUCAUGCACUGCUUUUUCUUUUAAAAGAAAGAAAUUAUUACAGUGACUGUUUCCACAUCUUGCAGUAAGGCCCAGGAAUUCCUGGUGGAAUAGGAAAUGCAGGUGGGAAGGAAGGGGAAGAGUGAGUGGGGUGAAGGGGAGGGGAUGUCAAGAUCAAGUUGGACUGGAACACCUGCCAAUUGAGACACUGACUCAUACAGAAAUAUGCAGUGGACAUUGGCUUUGUUUAUGGUGCAUGCAACUGGGGCACCCACUUGAGAAGGGGGUGAGUAUCUUCAAUGUGGCAUGUUAUCACAGCCUAAAGGGUCCUGGUAGCUUCAGGUCCAGUUUCCUUGUGCACCAAUUUUGAAAAGGCAACUGGCUGCUCUAAACUGGCUUCUGGUGUCCGUGUGGGGCUGUAAUGGUAAAGAAUCCUUACAGGCAACCCUGCUCACCACCAUCACCAUCGCAACUUGGAAAGCCAGACCUCAGACAUUUGGACGCAGUGUCUCCAACCUGCUGGAGAAGACACGAGAUAAAAUGUGAAUUUCGCAAAAAUUCUUGUGUAAUGCAGGGUAUGUGCUAUUCACUUAAAACCAAUGUUAUAGCUUAGCAAGCUUGUUCUGUAAUAGAAUAAACUAAUUUGAC
This is a messenger RNA of Hemiscyllium ocellatum (epaulette shark), 1707 nucleotides long. RefSeq names its product AFG2 interacting ribosome maturation factor (gene airim). Lineage: Eukaryota; Metazoa; Chordata; Chondrichthyes; Orectolobiformes; Hemiscylliidae. Bases 111 to 764 code for a protein of 217 amino acids. Gene Ontology annotation, cellular component: cytoplasm; nucleus. The record is from RefSeq and is a predicted model, not a curated record. The transcript is spliced from 5 exons.